AUGGAACAGCUGGGUGCCCUCUACUCGCAUGACCCGCGUUGUUUUGCCUCCAAGCCUCAAUUGCAACCCCUACCAGACACGACCUCUCAGUCUGCGGCAAGGCUACUGUUCAAAUCACAUUGGAAACUGAACACAGAAUCAGCCCGCGAGGAACCUAGGCUACGGAGGGUACUAGGCCACAUCUCGGUGUACGAUCGAACGCGGACAUUUGCACAAGCCCAGGUGGCGCAGCCAUCGUCAGAGACAAGGCCGGAACCGAAUGAGUUAUCCGCCUACAUCCAACACCAAGUGCCUUCCUUCACGGAAUUCCAAGCCGCGCUCGAAGCUCAGCUGGCAACCAUUGCACAAAUUCGGGCAGCUUCAGCUCAAUACAAAAACGCCGAGGAAUACAACAGUGAUGAAGAGGAGGAGGAUGACAGCGACUACGACAGCUGCGACAGCUGCGACGGAGAUUGGUCUGAUGAGGAGGAGGACACCUCAGCCGAGAGCGAUGACAGCUGCACGGACUACGAAAGCGAGAGCCAGAGGUCUGAAUGCUCCAGCCCGACAUUCGACUCCGCGGACGCCAAGCACGACAAGGAAGAGGAGGAGGAUGUCUGGGCCAUUCGGCCUCUUAUACCCCUUGUGACCCAUCGCUCGGAGGAUUCAGGAUAG
Molecule: messenger RNA, 654 nt
Organism: Cladophialophora bantiana CBS 173.52
Lineage: Eukaryota; Fungi; Ascomycota; Eurotiomycetes; Chaetothyriales; Herpotrichiellaceae
Exons: 1
Coding region: 1-654 (217 amino acids)
Source: RefSeq, a predicted model, not a curated record